Messenger RNA from Besnoitia besnoiti, 3570 nucleotides. Its product is annotated as DNA polymerase. The record is from RefSeq and is a predicted model, not a curated record. Gene Ontology annotation, cellular component: delta DNA polymerase complex. Bases 1 to 3570 code for a protein of 1189 amino acids. Gene Ontology annotation, biological process: nucleotide-excision repair, DNA gap filling; DNA replication proofreading; base-excision repair, gap-filling. Gene Ontology annotation, molecular function: DNA binding; DNA-directed DNA polymerase activity; 3'-5'-DNA exonuclease activity. NCBI's taxonomy places the organism in Eukaryota, Apicomplexa, Conoidasida, Eucoccidiorida, Sarcocystidae. The transcript has 19 exons.
AUGGCGGUUUCCCCUGCACUCAGCACGCCGAAGAAGGGCGUACGGCCCGCGCCGAGCGACUCCGUGGCGUCGCCUGCUUCGCGGCGGAGAAGCGAGGCGCUCGCCGGCGGCGCGCUCGCCCUGGAUGUGCUUGGCAUCCGCGCAGGAACCGAAGAAGAAAAACGUAAUCAGGAGCAGCAGUGGAGGGCUCUCAUGGAAGCGUGGAACCGCGACGGAACUGAGGAAGAGCGGCAACUGGCCCUGCAGCACCCGCACGUUUUUUUUCAACUCGACAUCGCGAACGCGACUGCCAACCGCAACGCCGUCCCGGUGGCGAUUCGUAACCGCCACCGCUCGCUGGCGGUCUCCGCCGCGCGUUCUGCGGCACCCUGCGCCUCCUACGAGCCCAACGUGUCUCCGACGCCGCCGCCUGCAGCGGUAUCGCCUGGCGCCCAUGCGGCGGAGGCUGCAGGGACGGUAAACGGGCUCGCGCCGAUGUUUCGCGUGUAUGGCGUCACUGAGGAUGGGCGUUCAGUCUGCGCAAACGUGCAUGGCUUCUUCCCCUACUUCUACUGCGAAGUCCCCCCGUCGCUGCAGGAGCAGCUGCUUAAGGAGCCCGGCGGCGGCGAAGGAACGAACGCCAUCACAGCCAGGUUCAAAGCCUUCCUCGACGAGUGGCUGCUCAAGACGCAGUCGUCGGCGAAGGCGUACGAUGCGCGGUGCCUCGACGUCCGCAUCGAGAAGAAAGAGAGUCUGAUGUACUUCAAGCCCUGGAAGGGCCCGUCGCUGUUUUUCCGCAUCACGCUGGUGCUGCCGACCUGGAUUGCGCCGACGCGCACGCUGAUUGAGCGCGGCAUCUCGAUCGACGCCUCGCUCUCUUCCGCAGGGCCUUCUGCGCCCACGCCGGCGAUCGCGCAGGCGGCGCCAGAGGCCUACACCGCAGAGGACGCCGAGGAGGAUAUGAACGCCGCCAGCGAGGCGCGGGACGAGGCGAGCGUCGCGCAGCAACUCGAAGCCGCCCGCGCGCUCGCCGGCGCCGGCGGAGGUGUCAGAGUCCCUCUGCCGGUAACGACCUACGAGUCAAACAUCCCGUUCCUUCUGCGGUACCUCGUGGACACAAAGACAACUGGAUGCUCCUGGCUCGUCGAUAUCGAGUGCGUGAAGCUCCAGGGUGAAGGGUUUCCCGAGCCGGAGACGGAUCCUGUGAUUCAGAUUUCGUCGAUCGUCGUCUGCCAGAGUCCGCCAGACUCGCCGAUUGACGCUGAGUCGCCCCUCGCAGACCUCGAGGCGCGGCGCCGCUGCAAGCUGACCGGCGGCCUUGAGCGCCCGCUGUGCCGCGUCCUCUUCUCCCUUCGCGAGUGCUCAUCCAUCCCCGGCGCAGUCGUCGUCUGGUUCGACGAGGAGAAGGAGAUGCUCAGCAAAUGGGCAGAGUUCGUCAGAGAGGUCGAUCCAGAUUUCUUGACGGGGUACAACUGCGUGAACUUUGAUUUGAACUACCUCAUCACGCGCGCGGCGACGCUGAAGGUUGAGGGCUUCAACCGGCUGUCGAGGCUGAAGAUGCUCGAGAGCAAGAUUCGCGACAGCAGCUUCAGCUCACGCGCCCUCGGCACGCACGAAGGCAAAGAGAUCCCGACGGAAGGCCGCAUGCAAUUCGAUCUCCUCGAGCUCGUUCGCCGCGAAUACAAACUGAAAAGCUACUCCCUCAACUUCGUCUCCUUCGAGUUUCUCAAGGAGCAAAAGGAGGACGUUCACUACAGCAUGAUUGGAGAUCUUUUUCGCGGCUGCCCGUCCUCGCGGCGGCGCAUCGGUGUCUACUGUCUGAAGGACGCGUACCUGCCGCUACGGCUUUUAAACGAAUUGCUUUUCCUCUACAACUACGUCGAAAUGAGUCGAGUCACGGGCACUCCCCUCAACUUCCUCCUCACCAGAGGUCAGCAAAUCAAGGUCACGGCGCAGCUGCUGCGGAAGUGCAAAGAGUUGAACUACGUCGUCCCCGCUGUGAAGCGGUCAGGCGGUGACAACUCUGUGCAGUACGAAGGUGCGACUGUGUUGGAUCCGCGGAAGGGCUUCUACGACAAGCCGAUCGCGACGCUCGAUUUCGCGUCGCUAUACCCCUCCAUCAUGAUUGCCCACAACAUCUGCUACAGCACGCUCGUCGCGGGUCCGGACGCACAGAGAGUGAACAACUCUGAUGACGUGACCGUCACGACGACGACGCCGGCGCACAAGUUUGUCAAGGCCCACGUGCGGCGCGGCGUGCUGCCGAUGAUUGUCGAGGAGCUCAUCGCCGCGCGCAAAGUCGCGCGGAAGGAGAUGGCUGCCGCGAAGGACGAAAUGACAAAAAAAGUGCUCAACGGCAGACAACUCGCGCUGAAAAUCAGCGCAAACAGUGUCUACGGGUACACGGGAACCACGACUGGAGGGCAGCUUCCGUGCUUGGAGGUUGCUACGACCAUCACGUGUUUUGGCAGAGAUAUGAUUGAUUUCACGCGGCGCGAAGUCGAGAAGAUGUUUUGCCAGGAUAAGGGCCGCGCGAACAACGCCACAGUUGUCUACGGAGACACAGACUCGGUCAUGGUGCACUUUGGAGAUCACACGAUCGCAGAAGCCAUGCAGCUCGGCGAAGAGGCGGCGCAGGCUAUUAGCGCGAAGUUUAUCAAGCCGAUUCGUUUGGAGUUCGAGAAGGUCUACUGUCCCUUCCUGCUGAUGAACAAAAAGCGCUACGCCGGCCUGCUCUACACGCGCCCAGAUAAAUACGACAAAAUCGACUCCAAGGGUAUCGAAACGGUUCGCCGCGAUUUCUCUCUUCUUGUUCAAACCAUGGCCGACACGGUUCUCCGGAAGAUGCUUAUCGACAAAGACGUUGAGGCCGCGAAGGAAUACACUCGAAAGAAGGUCGCGGAGCUUCUGCAGAAUAAAAUCGAUCUCAGUCUGCUCGUGCAGACCAAGAGUCUGGGGAAGAUAGACUACGACACGCGCCUGCCGCACGUCGAGCUCGCAAAGAAGCUCCGCAAGCGAGAUCCCGGGACGGCGCCUUCGGUCGGCGACCGCGUGUCAUACGUCGUCAUUCAGGGCUCGAAGGGUCAGGCGCAGUACGAGCGCGCCGAAGACCCGCUGUACGUGUUGGAGCACAGCCUGCCGAUCGACACGCAGCACUACCUCGAAGGCAUCAAAAAGCCGCUCUGCCGCAUCUUCGAAGGUGUCAUGAGCAAUCCUGAGAGCCUCUUCACCGGCACGCAUACGCUGAAGCGCACCGUGAGCAUCUCCACGCAGGGCGCGCUCUCCAAGUUCAUCCAGCGCGGCCUGCAGUGUGUCGGCUGCCGCUCGGUCAUCCGUGAAGGCACCUUGUGCCGCCACUGCCAAAAAAACGAAGCGGAAAUCGUCGUCGCGAAGAUGGCGGAGAUGGCUGCGAAGGAGAAGGAGCAUUCCGACCUGUGGACCGAGUGUCAGCGGUGCCAGGGCAGUUUGCACCAAGACGUCAUCUGCGUGAAUCGCGACUGUCCCAUUUUCUAUCGCCGCGUCAAAGUCAAGAAGGAGAUCGGCACGCUCGAGGAACGACUUUCCAGUCUCUCGCUCACGACCGAAUGGUGA